Oryzias latipes (Japanese medaka) is the source of this 1972-nucleotide messenger RNA. RefSeq names its product Jun proto-oncogene, AP-1 transcription factor subunit (gene jun). Lineage: Eukaryota; Metazoa; Chordata; Actinopteri; Beloniformes; Adrianichthyidae. The record is from RefSeq and is a predicted model, not a curated record. Gene Ontology annotation, cellular component: transcription regulator complex. Gene Ontology annotation, biological process: regulation of transcription by RNA polymerase II; regulation of cell cycle; regulation of cell population proliferation. Gene Ontology annotation, molecular function: transcription factor binding; DNA-binding transcription factor activity, RNA polymerase II-specific; RNA polymerase II cis-regulatory region sequence-specific DNA binding.
UUUUGCCUCCACGCCGCACAGCUUACAGUGUACACACAGACAGGCGGAGGCAGCGGCUCGCGGCAGAAAAGUUUUACGCUCUCAGUGCGCUGUGCUCACAGAAUCACAACAAGUUCGGAUGCGCUGACAGAGAGUUCAAGAAGUAGGUUCUCCGGCUGCGCGCAGUCGCAUUUGGGAUUUUUUUUUUUUUGUUUUUACGCACAGAAGACUUUUUGGAAGCCAGUUUUUGUCUUCGUUUUGAUCCGAGAAGAAACGGCUGAAGCAACUUUGUGUUCCAGCGACUCAAACUUUGAUUCAACUUCUUAUGUAUACCAAGAUGGAAACUACUUUCUAUGACGACUCACUCAACGCUUUCUCCCAGCACGAAAACGCCAGCUACGGAUACAGCAACCCCAAAGCGCUGAAACACAACAUGACACUGAACCUCUCCGACCCGACGGGAUCUCUGAAGCCGCACCUCCGCGCCAAGGCCGGCGACCUCCUCACCUCCCCGGACGUGGGUCUGCUGAAGCUGGCCUCCCCGGAGCUGGAGCGGCUCAUCAUCCAGUCUAGCAACGGACUCAUCACCACCACCCCGACCCCGACCCAGUUCCUCUGCCCCAAGAAUGUCACUGACGAGCAGGAGGGCUUCGCGGAGGGGUUUGUCCGCGCGCUGGCAGAGCUGCACCACCAACACAUGCCGGCUCCGGGCAACGUGGGUGUCACCUCAGCCCCCCAGACCAGCACCGCCCUCCCGCCGGUGUCCUCUGUGGCCGGGGCCGCCGUCUACAGCAACACCGCCACCAUGCGCUCCGACUCGCCGGUGUAUGAGGACUUGAACACGUUCAACCCAGCCAUCAGCACUGUGUCGGCGCCAAAUUACACAACUUCAGCGCCGACCAUGUCCUUCCCCGCCGCCCCGCCUCAGCUUCCCAUCUACGGCCAGCCGUCCGGCGCACAGCUGCCCCGGCUCACUGCGCUCAAAGAGGAGCCCCAGACCGUCCCGGAGAUGCCAGGGGAGACCCCUCCCCUCUCCCCGAUCGACAUGGAGAGCCAGGAGCGCAUCAAGGCGGAGAGGAAGCGCAUGAGGAACCGCAUCGCCGCUUCCAAAUGCCGGAAGAGGAAGCUGGAGCGAAUCUCCAGGCUGGAGGAGAAAGUGAAGACCCUCAAGUCUCAGAACUCCGAGCUGGCGUCCACCGCCAACCUGCUGCGCGAGCAAGUGGCCCAGCUGAAGCAGAAGGUCAUGAACCACGUGAACAGCGGCUGCCAGCUCAUGUUAACGCAGCAGCUCCAGACCUUCUGAGGCGGCGGAGAGCCACGAGACUGAUGUUGAAAGAAUCGGACGCUUUCUGGGACGGUGUGUUCUCCCGAAACCAUAUCGGGGCUGGGAUGAUGUGGCGCAACACUGGCUGGACCGCGGGCCGCGCUGGUGCUCCCGGCGUCCCAUGCGCUCCCCGGUGGCGCGUCCUGAAAGAGGCGCUCGGGACUGUGACACUAGCCACGAACCAGAGAGGGCACGGCAACACACACAGGACACCUUUAAGGGUUCUGUUUUUCUUGUUUUCUUUACAGAACAGAAGUUUUCUUGAUUUUUGCUCUGCAUGGAGCUUCUUCCUCUCAGCAGGCGAGAAGUUCACUAUUUAGAGGAUUCAAGAGCCUACAAAGACUUUUCUUGCUGCAGCCAUGAUAAGGGUCCUCAAUUUUGGGCGUGUUUUCAACUUUGCGCCUGGAAAGUAAUAACAAAAGCUGCCUGAGUUUCUAAACAAGUUUUCUUAUUGUAAGAAAUUAUGUUAGAAAAGCUUCAAGAUCGACUUGUUUUUUUUCUAAAGCUGUUUAAUGGGGUUUCACUCAUUGUUAUGUAUAUAAGAUCAACUUGAAGUACUUAUGUUUACUUUUUGUCAUAAGAAUACUGUAUAAUUUUUUUAUGCUUGUUUUCUGAGGACUUCAGAAAUGAAUCAGUAUUUAAGAAAAUAAACCAGAUAAAACAAAUCAA